UAGAAUAACUCUCAAAACAACCUUCAAGCGUUAAUAUUUCAUGAUCUUCGAUAAAGCCUGUUGAAGCAUGUUUCAGGAAGCUUUUUUCCUGAAUAGAAGUGAAACUUCAAUGAUACUCGUGGAUUGACAGAUUGAAUGGACAAAAAAUACAAUAAAUCAUCGAACGAUUUCGGUGUCUGAAAGUAUAUUAGACAGCAUGUCAGUCUCCCGUUACGGUUGAUGAACAAAUCAAUACCUGUUUUGAAUUGAAACGAAGCCCAGAUCGAUGGAUUCCAAAAAUAAACACUACCUACUCAAAUACUAAUGGAAAUUUCGAUGGAAGUCAAGAGUAACAUUUAACCCCAUCAUUUUCACAAAUAUGGCUGUAUAAAUAUUGGAUUGAAUCACGAAAUGUCAUAAUAGAGAAAUUGCUGACUUGCAAUGGGGAAUUCUGAUAUGGUAAAUGCAUUAUUAUUUAUUUCCUUGAUAAUCUGGAUGAAGUUGGGUCAGUGGUCCCUGGAUAGAGAAUGGUUUCGCAGAGAUGGCCUAGUGCUGUUCAGCAAACUGAUUCGAACGAAGAACGUGGACAACUUACAGGAACAAACGAAAAUACCUGUACAAGACAGCACAAAACAAAAACUAACGAAAUGCCUGACCACUUUGGACCUUACAUCAUUAGGAGUAGGCAGCUGCGUAGGUACUGGAAUGUAUCUCGUUGCAGGCAUGGUAGCCAAGAAUGUAGCUGGGCCUGGAGUUGUUUUUAGUUUCAUUAUCGCAGCUGUAGCCAGUAUUUUCUCAGGGGCAUGCUAUGCAGAAUUUGGCGUACGUGUGCCACAUACGACUGGCUCAGCUUAUAUGUACUCCUAUGUGACAGUGGGGGAGUUCAUAGCCUUUGUUAUCGGAUGGAACAUGAUUUUAGAGUAUUUAAUUGGCACAAGCGCUUGUGCUUGCGCAUUGAGUGCUUGUUUCGAUGCUCUUUCCAAUGGUGCUAUUAGCCAUUCUAUUGAAAAUAGCAUAGGAACUUUCUUUGGAAGAGCCCCGGACUUCCUAGCAUUUGUGAUAACACUGUUAAUGAUGUUACUGUUAGUCGCUGGAGUGAAAAAAUCUCUUAUCUUCAACAAUGUACUCAACGCCAUCAAUCUCUCUGUUUGGGUGUUUAUUAUGACUGCUGGCCUCUUCUACGUUUCGCCGGACAAUUGGACUAAACAUGGUGGAUUUCUGCCACAUGGCUGGUCUGGGGUUUUCACCGGUGCCGCUACCUGCUUCUACGCUUUCAUAGGAUUCGACAUCAUAGCAACGACCGGAGAAGAAGCCACCAACCCCAAAAGAUCCAUACCUCUGGCCAUAGUUUCCAGUUUGAUUAUCAUCUUGAUAGCAUACGUGACGAGUUCUAUGAUGUUGACGUUGAUAGUCCCAUAUACGGAGGUCGACGAGGACUCAGCUCUGGUGGAGAUGUUUGGACAAGUUGGAGCUUUUCGCAGUAAAUAUAUCGUCGCAGCUGGGGCCUUAGCCGGUCUGAGCGUUAGUAUGUUUGGCUCGAUGUUCCCAAUGCCCCGAAUUGUUUAUGCAAUGGCCACAGACGGACUUAUUUUCAGGACCUUUUCGCAAGUGCUUCCGAGCACGGGAACACCUGCCUUUGCCACCUUCAUCAGCGGUUUUGCUGCUGCAGUGGCGGCACUUUUUAUCCGGUUGGAAAUUCUUGUUGAGAUGAUGUCGAUAGGGACAUUAUUAGCUUAUACUCUAGUGUCAACAUGUGUUCUUAUAUUACGUUAUCAGCCACACUCGACAAACUUGGUGGAGCUGUUGCCUCAAAGUUUACGAACGCCCAUACGUGGUUCGCCCAGCAAAGACCACAUGGAGCCAUCUUUAUACGGAAAUCAACUUCAACCAGACGCCCUCAAGAACGCAUUGGACUCCAAUGCGCCAAUUCCAGCCCCUUCACCGCUACCCUCUCAACCAACCCAGAGGGUGAUGGUGAGGAGGAUCACAAGGAGUUCGCCAGAUAGUGAUGAUACGUUUGGUGCAGACGAGCCAGAAGAAGAUUUUUCGAUGAGGGACGAUCAAUUCUUAGUUUCUGAUCGUACAGAAAAUAAGUUCUAUGGAACUCUCCAUGGAGCCGGAAGUGCAACAAGUACCGGCGGUGUUAUAGGAUCAACGGUAGGAUCUAAUCUAGGUAAUUUAGGACGUAGAUUACAAGCAGCCACUUAUUUGUGUCCUGCAAUAUUUCCAUGGGUUGAUACGGGACCUGCAACGGAAGAAUCUGGAAUGUUCGUUAUGAAGAUGGUUGGUUACUUGUAUAUCCUCAUCAUUGUCUUCGAUUUGAUUAUAGUGAAUGCCAUGCACAAUAUGAGUGGGACCUCAACAUUCUUCUUUUUCCUCUUCUUCUUCGCGAUAAUUGGAGUAUUGUUAGUUAUAUCCAGAAAACCACAGAAUAGGAACACACUCAUGUUCAUGACUCCUUGCUUACCCUUCGUGCCAGCCAUCGCGAUCACCGUAAACAUUUAUUUAAUCUUCAAAUUAUCAAUUCUGACGUUGGUCCGUUUCACCAUCUGGAUGACUCUGGGACUAGCCAUGUACUUUUAUUAUGGAAUCCAUCAUAGCACCCUUGAAGAAACGGACCAGAAUAUUGAAUUGACCGUUACGCAAAACGAAAAACCGAAGCCCAAAAACGACGAUAACAGCAUAUUCAGCCAAGACCAGCCCACCUACGAUUGGAACCCAACGAUUGCCUGGCAACAACCCUCCUGGUCGCAACCCCAACAACAGCAAAAUCAAGAACCAGCACGUUUCCAGUUGGAGCAACGAUAUGACAUCCACACUAACGAUACCAGAUCGGUCCUAAACCGUUCUGCACCAGCAGCAGCACCAACGUCUACGAAAGCUGGCGCCCUCUUUGUUGACGAAACCCUGUUUCCGAAGUGGGACGAUUAGACCACUGUGGAAACUGAAUCUUUGGUUGUUGAAUAAGAAGCCCCCUAGAAAAUAUCUGCUUGAAAGCUUUUGCCGCAAAAUACUGAUCGAAAUUAGAAGAAACAAAUAUUGUGAAGGCGUAUGAUUUCGAUUUCUACAAACGAUCUGAAUCGUGUAUAGAGUGAAUGGAUGGUUAUUCUUGGAUUUUCGAAACUGUCUGAAGCUUUACGACGUUUGAGUUGGAAUCUCCUCCAAAAUAAUAUAUGAAAUACAAUUCAGGCCCCUCAAUCAGUUGAUCGUGGAAUCUUACUCACUGUAGCUAGUUAAAAAUCUUCCAGAGACCUAGCAGAGUUCAAGCAAAAGGUAAUGAUGACAAAAUAUGCAGUCGUGUAUGUCAUGAAGAUGAAGGGCGAUAGCUAAUUCAAGCAUUGGCAAAUUCAAUCCUGGUAACUGAUUGGUUAUAGCAAGAUUAUUGCAACUCUGUUAUCGUCUCAUUAACAGGUAAUGAUUUAGCUUCCUAGAACUCAUACGGAUCCAAUUUGACACCCAACUUCUUUCUUCAAAUCUUUUCUUCGCCACAAAAUCAAUUGAUAGUUGAAUCUUAUUCACUAUAGCUAGUUAAAAAUCUUCCAGAGUCUUAGCAGAGUUUAAACAAAAGGUAAUGAUGACAAAAUAUGCAGUCCUGAAUGUCAUGAAGAUGAAGGGCGAUAGCUAAUUCAAGCAUUGGUAAAUUCAUUCCUGGUAACUGAUUUGUUGUCAUCUCAUCAACAAGUAAUAAUUUAUAUUCCUAGAAUUCAUACGCAUCCAAUAUCACUCCCAACUAUAUUUACACAAGUUAUAAACUUAUCCUCUCUCCAAAGGAGCCCGAAUAAAUACCAUUUUUUUCUUCAAUUGUACAUUCUUUCAAUCAGAAAAAUGUACCCAUGAAAAAUUGAGCCUACCCAAACAUGAUAAGAAAUACAAAUCCAGGGUUCACCUUCCACUCACUCUCUUCAUAAUGAUAGCUAUGUUAUUGUUGUUAUAGUAUUUUCCUGUUUUCUUAGAAAUUCCAUGUAUUCUUCUUAUCCUUGUAUAUUGCUUUUAUAUUUUUUUGCAUCUCUCAUGGGCAUCUGUAGGGAAACCGCCCGAUAAAAAAAUUAAUUUUAAAUGAUACCCUCUUAUCGGCUUUUAUCUAUGAUGUUUGUAGAGUAGCUAUUUUAGCUCUAUUCUGAUCUGAAUUAGAUAUAUUUAGAACUUUUCAAAAGAUUUAAAACAUAUUUUUCUAAUGUAGAAAAAAGUGUAAAAGUUUGUGACUAAUUUUUACAAUUAUUCAAAAGUGUAGUCUGCUUCAAUCUGAAUUAUUUCCAUGAUGUUGGUAAUCUAUAUUUAUUUAAUCGUAUAGAGCUAGAAUAAAUAGAUAAGAGAAGCAUUUUUUAUAUCGUUAAUUUUUCUUUUUAGAGUCGUAAUAAUUGUUGACGUAAUGAUUGAGUCUUCUAAUUGCAAGUUAUAAUAAAACUCAAUUCAUCUUUACAGUUCUAGUAUUAGAAAGAUAAUAAAAAAAGACUGAAGGCUAAUUUAGGUUUGAACGGAGAUUGGACAAUUUCAGACAGGUUAUUACGAGUGAGGUCAAAAUACAUAUCAUGAGAAUUGCUGAAAAGCUCCAUACUGUUAUCAAGUCGUUCUUUCAAAAAUAUGAAUUUUUCGGAGCAUCAUUAUGAAAUCUACUAAAACAAGUGCUUUAUUUUCUAGGUAGCUUCAAUGAAAAAGGUUGUUGAAAUCUUAGAAUUAGAAUAUUUAUCCUAGUAUAUCUCAUUAUGAAAUAUUUAAUCGUUAUUUGAAUUCGAAACUUUUUCCUUUCGUGACAACAUUAUUUUCGAAUUGUCUCAGUGUGAGUGAAAUUCCGAAAUGGGUAAAUAAACCGUUAAGUUAAUUAAGGUAACCUUGAAAUGCUUCUACUUAUGUGAAAAUGUAUAUAUUAUGACCAUAAUUUUAUAGAACAAUACGAUUUUUUCAUGUAAAAAUAUGUAAAAAUAGAUCGUUGUUUGCUGUCUAACUCAUUUGAGGUUAUGGAUUGAGUGGUUUGUAUCAAAAGUAUCAUUCUCAAAGAUUUAAGUGACUAUUUCUUGGAAUUUAGGAUGCCUUAAAUACUUGUAUACUAAUUUUGUUUCGAAAUAUCUCGCAAUCAUCAUUAUUUGGCCGUCAUAUAAUGGAGGAUUGAGCUAAGUGGAAUAAUCUUCCCAUUUUCAGAAGUGUCCGUUGAACUCGCCUAAUUGGUGGCGCUAGUGUAGCUAGAGGGCGUAUUUCGUAGGAAACGUCAAAAAGUACUGACAGAGAUAAAGCAAGAAGUAAACAAGGAUUAAAGUGUGAUCGCCUUCUGUGGUUGGUUAUCCUUUGGCUAUACUAGCGCCACUGUGGAGAAGUUUUAAACUCUCAUUUACCUUUUCCACUAAACAGUUUCUCGACAGUUUUACCAUAAGAGAUUAUUCUCCUUAUCUCUAUCCUCCAUACGUCAUAUAUUGAAUUUU
Harmonia axyridis is the source of this 5393-nucleotide messenger RNA. RefSeq names its product probable cationic amino acid transporter. Gene Ontology annotation, biological process: amino acid transport; transmembrane transport. The transcript is spliced from 14 exons. The record is from RefSeq and is a predicted model, not a curated record. Gene Ontology annotation, cellular component: plasma membrane. Gene Ontology annotation, molecular function: amino acid transmembrane transporter activity. NCBI's taxonomy places the organism in Eukaryota, Metazoa, Arthropoda, Insecta, Coleoptera, Coccinellidae. Bases 421 to 2910 code for a protein of 829 amino acids.